AUGUUAUCUACUACUUCUAAUGGUUCUCCUAUUAGUAUUACGAAUAUAAGUUGCUACCAAAAACUUCAUACUGCAUAUUUUUAUCCUUAUCAAAAUUUUUCUCAAUUUUCUUCAUGUGAUGAGUAUUUUUCUCUUUCACCUUUAGAUAAUAAAGGUUGGAAAUUUAGUUGUGCUGAUGAAUGUAAAUCCAUACCUAAACUUCCACUUAACACUUUUUGUUAUCGAGAACCACAAGAUCAAAUUGAAAUUAUUAAUUAUAGAGCAAUAGGUGAUCCAAUUAGCAUAGAUCAUAUCACCUUAAAUAUAACUUCUAAUGUCACGUCAUCUCCAAAUGCUUCCCUUCCUGAUUAUUUUGGAAUUAUUUUUAGUAAAAUCAUAAUUAAUGAUAAAGUAAUGAAUCUCUAUUUCAAUAUGAUUCCAGUACCCCGUGGUCGUUGGGUUAUCCUUGAAUUUUCCAUAUCAAUAAGAGAUUAUUAUACACUUCGAGGACGUGGCUUAUUAUUUGGUCUUAAACCUGAAAAUAACGUGGCAUAUAUUGAUGUUGAUGUUAAAGAAUUGUCUCCAAUUGCUGAUUCUUCUUAUACACUUUUAAUAAUAAAACCAAAGAAUCAUAUUGUGCGAUAUAUUGAAGAAGAUAGCCAAUCUUUUCCAUUUGUUGAAGAUCCACGUAAACUACCUCCUGGUGCUUCUAUUGAACAUCGAGUUGCUGUGUUAGAAAAUUUAUUAAAAGAAUAUUAUCUCGAUACAAGUUAUUUAGAAUUAUUAAAAGAUACACGUGAAAAAUAUAUUGCUUUUAAUAAAACUUAUCAAGAGCUUGAAGAAACAAAUACCGAUGAUAUUAGUGAUGAGGAAAAUAAAAAUCAAAUUAUCAAUAAGAUCUCAAAAAGAUAA
This is a messenger RNA of Racocetra fulgida, 891 nucleotides long. NCBI's taxonomy places the organism in Eukaryota, Fungi, Glomeromycota, Glomeromycetes, Diversisporales, Gigasporaceae. The record is from the annotation of a GenBank genome assembly.